Quercus robur (English oak) is the source of this 818-nucleotide messenger RNA. Its product is annotated as putative calcium-binding protein CML19. The record is from RefSeq and is a predicted model, not a curated record. Gene Ontology annotation, molecular function: calcium ion binding. The coding region runs from base 177 to 602 and encodes 141 amino acids. NCBI's taxonomy places the organism in Eukaryota, Viridiplantae, Streptophyta, Magnoliopsida, Fagales, Fagaceae. The transcript has a single exon.
UAUUCACAGUCGCCUAGUAAUUAUACUUUGCCAGUUUAUAGCCCUGGUGUUCAUAGCUAGCCACGAAUAUUAAGCUGCUUAUUUUCGUGGACCUACACUGAAUACUUUCUCAAAUCUCCCCUUGAACACUUUGUUUAUAUAAUCUUAAGCUUAUUUCAGUUGUUGUAGAAUUAACCAUGAACAAAUGCAGUGCAUACAACCGUGUAUUCCAACAAUUUGAUGAAGACAAAGAUGGUAAAAUCUCAGCCCUGGAGCUGUGUCGUUGCAUUGAAUCAAUAGGUGGCGGGUUGCUGAUGGAAGAGGCGGAGACAGUGAUUGAAUCCUUGGACUCAGAUGGAGAUGGGCUGCUGGGGUUGGAGGAUUUCGUUGGUUUAAUGGAAAGUGGGAGUGAAGAAGAGAAAAUAAAGGACUUGAGAGAGGCCUUUGAGAUGUAUGACACAGAUGGAGCUGAAUGCAUCACGCCAAAGAGCCUGAAGAGUAUGCUUAGCCGACUUGGCGAGUCAAGAACACUUGAAGAAUGUGUUGUUAUGAUUAACCAGUUUGAUCUUGAUGGCAAUGGGGUGCUUAAUUUUGAGGAGUUCAAGGUCAUGAUGAAACAAUGAGUCAUGUACUGUGUAGAUUUUUUUGUUUUGAAAAUAUAAGAAGGAUGCAGUUGAGUUACAAAAUACAAACCUCUUUUUAGUGUUGAAUAGUGUGGUGUAGAUAUUUUAAUGUAUAAUACCAUUUAAUGUAUUUUUGGGCCUUGUAACCUCUUUGCAAAAGAAUUUAGAGAAAUGCGAAUAGCGAAAAAAUUGAUGGAAAGUUUGACAAUAGUAUUA